Messenger RNA from Helianthus annuus (common sunflower), 660 nucleotides. RefSeq lists its product as uncharacterized. The coding region runs from base 1 to 660 and encodes 219 amino acids. The transcript has a single exon. The record is from RefSeq and is a predicted model, not a curated record. Lineage: Eukaryota; Viridiplantae; Streptophyta; Magnoliopsida; Asterales; Asteraceae.
AUGAUCCAGUUAAGUCCUAAUAAGAGAGAUACAAUCAAAUGGAAGGAUGGGAAUACGAUGUUGGAGGUAUCUGCUUCGAAUAUGUGGCAAACGGUUCGACAUAAUGAAGCGGAAGUGGAUUGGAGCAAGUUAGUUUGGUGUGCUAAAUGUAUUCCUAGGCAUGCGUUUCUCAUGUGGCUGAUUAUGAGGAAGAAAUUGCUAACCCAAGACAUUAUUCUACAGUGGGAUUUAUCUCGCAGGAAGAAUAUGAAUAUGAUGUGUUGCUUGCUUUGUUAUGAAAAUCAUGAUUCUCACAAUCACUUAUUUUUUGAGUGCAAGUACUCAUCGAAAAUACGGAGUACGGUUAGACAAAAAGUGGGUAUGGAAGAUGUUGAUCCAAAGUGGGAUGAUGUGGUGGGAUGGCUUUUGAUGCGUGUUAACUCCAAAGCGGCUGGUAUGUAUGUCAGCAGGAUUUUAGUAGCGGCUACUGCUUAUUUUAUUUGGCAAGAAAGAAACUCUAGAUUAUUCAAGAAUCAGUUAAGACCUCCGGAGCAAUUGUGUCAAGUAAUAUUGGAUAUGGUUCGGUAUAAACUCAUGGGAGUUCGGUUGAAGAGAACUGAUAGAGUGGCAAGGCUGUUGCAGGAUUGGGAUAUUCGUGAUGAUGGAUCCGAAGGUGGCUGA